This is a messenger RNA of Penicillium concentricum, 633 nucleotides long. RefSeq names its product C2H2-type zinc finger protein. The coding region runs from base 1 to 633 and encodes 210 amino acids. Lineage: Eukaryota; Fungi; Ascomycota; Eurotiomycetes; Eurotiales; Aspergillaceae. The transcript has 2 exons. The record is from RefSeq and is a predicted model, not a curated record.
AUGCCGUGGUCGUCACAUAAUAUGGACCCGGAUAUUGAGGGAUUGCUCGAUCAGCCGGAAGGGCAGACUCCCGGUUCGAUUUAUCCGGAAGCAGCCCCUGUUCGUCUUGGUGAUACCCCCACGUGGACUUAUCCGUGGGUUUAUCCCCAGUCGAAUGAUUUGUAUAGGAACGACUUUGCUGUCAACAACAGCAAUAACAAUCCCCAGGGCGCGCCUAUAGCGCCUCUAGGUCUCGCGAACGAAAUCACGAGCACCACCCCUCCCGUGGCCCUUCCUACAGAGGAACCACAUUGGCAGGAACUUCCUCGGCCAGGAGUCAUAGACAAUGGAGUCAAAACCGACGACACCCCUCCUGUUGAUCGCCAGGGACGUGUACAAUCCCCUGCGAAGGCAGAGAGUCUCAGUUUACUAAAAAUAUUGAUUUCUUUUAGUGAUCCAGACACCGAUAUUCGAUGUAAUUGGCCGGGCUGCACAUACCGUGGCACAUUCACGACCAAGGGAUCAUUGAAGCGCCAUCGCGCUGAGAAGCAUACUGCCCGGCGUUCGUUCCCCUGUCGAUUAUGUGGCAAGUCCUUAAGCCGGAACGCCAACAGGAGGAACCACCUGCUCAAGAUCCAUAAGGUGGGAGCUUAA